GUGAUGGUGUCAUUUCCAAAAUGGAAAGGCAGAUUUUUGCUGUGUGGUUGAUCUUUUCUUCACAGAUACUAUUAGCAGACCCUGCUGGACAACAGAAUGCCAUUGAGAUCUACAGCCUGCAUGUGGACUGCAAAGUUACUUCACGAUUUGCGCAUACAGUCAUCACCAGCAGAGUUGCCAACAGAGCAAAUGAAUCCAAGGAGGCCCUUUUUGAAGUGGAAUUGCCCAAGACGGCCUUCAUCACAAACUUCAGUUUGACCAUUGAUGGGAAAACUUACCCUGGAACAAUAAAGGAAAAGAAAACCGCGCAAGACCAGUAUGAUGCUGCUGUUUCACAAGGGCAAAGUGCUGGACUGGUCCGGUCAACUGGAAGGAAACUAGAACAGUUCCAUGUUUCAGUCAAUGUUGCAGCAGCUGGGAAAGUUACCUUUGAGCUGAUCUAUGAAGAGUUACUCAAACGGAAGCUGGGAAAGUACGAACUGCUGAUCAAGGUCAAGCCCAAGCAGCUGGUGAAACACUUCCAGAUUGACACCCACAUCUUUGAACCCCAAGGCAUAAGUCUCCUGGAAACUGACAGCACUUUUCUAACAAAUGAGCUGAGCGAUGCCCUCACAACGGUGCAGGGGGAGACCAAGGCUCACGUCUCAUUUAAACCAACAAUAACUCAGCAAAGAAAAAGCCCUGACCUGGAGGAAACUUUACUUGAUGGAGAUUUUCUCAUUCGUUAUGAUGUUCAAAGGAGUGUCGCUGCAGGAGAUAUUCAGAUUGUUAACGGAUAUUUUGUACAUUAUUUUGCACCCAGUGAAAUGCCCAUAUUUCCCAAAAAUAUUGUUUUCGUCAUAGAUAAGAGUGGAUCUAUGAGUGGCAACAAAAUUAAGCAGACUAAAGAGGCACUCCAAAAAAUUCUGAAAGACCUUAAUCCUGAAGACCAUUUUAAUUUAAUCCUCUUUAGUGAAAACGUUGCUGAGUGGAAGCCAUCUUUGUUGCCAGCUACAGAAGAGAAUGUGGAGCUGGCUAAACAAUAUGUUGGGACCAUUAGAGCUCAAGGAGCAACCGAUAUCAGUGGUGCUCUCACAACUGCAAUACAUGCACUGGACAAAGCCACCACUGAUGAAUUACUGCCAGAGCAAAGCAUUUCAAUGAUAAUUUUGCUAACAGAUGGUCAACCCACCACUGGCGUUAGAGAUGUUCAUAAGAUUCAAGACAUCAUAAAGCUGGCUAAUAAUGGCAAGUACUUUCUUUACUGCCUUGGCUUUGGCUUUGAUGUCAGCUACACAUUCCUGGAGAAGAUGGCAUUAGAUAAUGGAGGAAUUGCUCGGCGUAUAUAUGAGGAUGCAGAUGCAGCCCUACAACUCCAGAAUUUUUAUCAUGAAGUAGCUACUCCCAUCCUGAAGGGGAUUGAAAUGAAGUAUCUUGACUACGCAGUACAGGAAACCACUCAGAAUAACUUCAAGUUGCUUUUUGCUGGCUCCGAGAUUGUAGUAGCUGGGAAGAUUGGCAAUGAAAUUGAUGCUUUCCCUGUGGAAAUUAAAGCUCAAACACAAAUUAGCAACUUGACUCUUAAAGAGGAAGUAAAUGUAGCAGAAAAGGAAGAAGUGUUUCAGCAUCAGAAAUACAUUUUUGGAAAUUUCAUCGAGAGAUUAUGGGCCUACUUAACUAUACAACAACUGCUAGAAAAAUCUGUUUCAGCAGAGGAAGAUCAGCGGAAAAGCCUAGAAGCUCAAGCUUUGGAAUUCUCUUUGAAGUUCAAUUUUGUUACCCCCCUGACCUCCAUGGUGGUCACCAAGCCUGAUGCUCAAGAGGUGGCAAACAAACCUACAGAAGCAGAUAAUGAGAAUUUCAGGAACGGUGGAGUUUUACUGUCUCACCCUGGGAUUUUCGCACUUAAGAAGGGUUAUCUCAUGGAAGGCUACGUUUCCAGAUCAAAUAUUAAUCCCGAUUCUGACAUAGACUUCAGAUUUUCAGGAGUGCUUGAUAUUAACUCCAAACAUUCCCGCAUAGGAGCACCAGUCAGAAGACUUCGUUUAUUUAAAUCAUCAGAAAGACAAUAUCCACAUUUCAUCUUGCAAUUGCCUGGUGAAAACAGCAUCAUUUGUUUAAAUAUUACUGCACAUUCACCAACACCUUCUCUUCAGUACUUACUAUCGGAUCCAAAUAAAGGGAUCCAAGUGACUGGCCAACUAGGAGAAAAGAAACAAUUUGUGCACUUUGAAAUAGCCUAUCAGAAGGCUGAUGUGAGGAUUAAUGUAUCAAAGGAUCAUAUUGUGCUGUAUGAUAACAGGAAUGCAACCAUGCUCCCAUGGACAACAACUAUAUCUUUCACAGUUCAGGGGUUGAACAUUAUUAUUGAAGAAGAAAAGAGUGUUUCAAUAUCAGGAGCAGACAAUAUCACAAUAAAAAUAUCCUAUGUGAAGUUUCCUGAACGUUUCCUUGGAUUAUACUUCAUAGGCAGUGAAAAUUUUUCAGACCAAGUCACUGGACUUCUUGGUCAGUUUUACUUUAAUUCAUAUUUUGAAAAUCCUACUUAUGGAACACCCAGCACCUGGAGACCAAUUGUUGUCCAAGGACGAAACUAUGACACCACCAGGCAACGCAAGAAAGAUUACAGGGUAGAGUCAUCCAAAGAUACUGUUUCCUGCUGGGCUCUGGAUAUAAGCCCUUGAAUCGUGAAGAAUUCAGAGCACAAUAUUUAAAGCUUAAUUAGAUGGAUUAAUUUAAAAACACAGGGGAACAAAAGCGAUACAACCACAAUAUAUUAUGGUUGUUGUUUUUUUUACAAUAGUUGUGUUUAUGAUAUUUAUUAAUUUUAAAUAGGUGAUAAUUAUUUUUAAAUAUCCUGAAAGCCUUCUCAUGUGAUUCUAUUGUUGUGCAGAACAUAAAAAUGUCUUAAUAUAUAAAUAGAAAUAUACCCUUA
Molecule: messenger RNA, 2914 nt
Organism: Eublepharis macularius
Lineage: Eukaryota; Metazoa; Chordata; Lepidosauria; Squamata; Eublepharidae
Gene: ITIH4
Product: inter-alpha-trypsin inhibitor heavy chain 4
Exons: 21
Coding region: 21-2663 (880 amino acids)
Biological process (GO): hyaluronan metabolic process
Molecular function (GO): serine-type endopeptidase inhibitor activity
Source: RefSeq, a predicted model, not a curated record